This is a messenger RNA of Trypanosoma rangeli, 2376 nucleotides long. RefSeq lists its product as uncharacterized. Bases 1 to 2376 code for a protein of 791 amino acids. The record is from RefSeq and is a predicted model, not a curated record. The transcript has a single exon. Lineage: Eukaryota; Euglenozoa; Kinetoplastea; Trypanosomatida; Trypanosomatidae.
AUGGAGCCUAUAUCCCCCAGGACCCGGGUGCCAGACGACUGGAUUCAUCCUGCGUUGAAGAAGCAGUUGACGGACCGUGGUCAUCUGGGCAGUACACCCAAGGAAUGCAUUGAAUUACUAGAGAGGCAACACAUCAACAUGAAGGGUGCGGCGGUUCGCAGGCAGAAGUUGCUCGAGGAAAAGAUAAGACAACUGGAGGAGAUUGAUCGACACCGCGAGAACAUGGCAGAGGAGAUUAAAGAGGGGGAAAAACAAGUGAUGAACCUGCGUUACGUCCACGACUGUCUCGGGGAACAGCUAAUUGUGCAGAAAACCAUAGGGAAACAGGAUUUUUUGGGCUUCUCAGGCGUAGAUGAUCUUCAGGCUUUUUCCUGCGCUCUUGGUGUUAGUGGCAUCAACACAUGGGGACGAGUGAUGUCAUGUUUUGCGACAGAUGAUGAAACUAGACACCGUUUUUUUACCAGGUACGCACCCCUCUUUACAACCAUGGGGGAUGAACCGAUGACAGCUAGGCGAGUGACAGAGCCUGUGUUUUUUGAUGAGAUGUGCUUGGUGGAGACGGAGGGGCGGCGUUGCAUCAACCCUGCGUGCCCCUACUGGCACAGAAAUCAGCUGGAACACGUGAAACUUGGCUGUAUGGAACUCUUCACACGUGCCGCGAUAUGCAUUAAAGGGCACAGCAGUAUAUGCGACACAGCCUCCGUGUUUGCGAAUUUUUAUGCGUCAGUCGAGGCAACAACAGACCUUGUGGACGCUGUAAGGCUGCACCGAGAUCUUCUUAACUGCAUUGCAGACUUCGGAUGGGCUGCAGCGCUCUUGGGGGAAGAACCGUCCUCCACGUGGGGUGCACCGCUUUUGCCGCCGCCAAACAUGCCGUUGCAGCAUGUGGCGUCGCUACUACGUGAUUCAAAGGAACACACUUUAUGGAGACAUAUUCUUGAGGCAAAAUCGGACCCUGUUGUCGCAGCAACAACACUCUUUAGGCAGCAUGCCGAUUCGCUUUCAUGGCGUUGUCUCAUGCGCGUUGCAGGGACGACAACAGAUCGUCUGCUUUGGUUGGCAACGCGUGGGGUUGCCUUGUUUCCUACCUCACCUUUUAUCCGGCUCAGUUAUAUUUCCGUACUGCUAAAGUCUGGCUGUGUGGUCUCGGAUUGUGUGGAAGUUUGCCUCUCUUCAGCGCAGCUGCUCUCUGAUCAGGCGGCAAUUGCUACGUAUUCUCAUCAAGACACACAAUGGUGCGAGGUGACAGCUCGAUACAUUGCAUAUAUGAUUGCCAUGACAUGCGUUCAUGUAGCAGAUGCUGACCCCGAGGCGGCGGCAGGUCUUCUUAAAGCCGUGGUGGAAUUGCCGGGUCGUAUUUGUCUCUUACCGCUUGCACUGCAGAAUUUAACUUUGUUUUUGGUUGUUCUUCGACAGACAAAGCGAUUGGAAGGGGUGAAGGUUCUCCCAUUGGCCUCCAUUUCUGAUGUUGCAUUUACACUUGGCGAGUGUUUUCCCCAGAGUUCCCAGGAGGAGUGUGGCCGGCUGCUCUCGCGGCAGUUGAGUCUACUUAACUUAUGUGCCUCUGAGGGCAUUGAUACGGCGUUGACAGAAUAUAUGCGAUCUCAUAUGCAUCUUUCACUCAUACAUGCGUUUUCCGCCGACACUCAGCUAGUUCACAAGAUUCUUUUCAUGUCGCCUGUGCACUCAGCGCUUGGGCUAGCAGAGAUCUGGGUUGAGUACCUUCGCUUUGUGGGACAACGUGAUGGGGCACUGCCUCUUAUCUCGUUGGUACACAACUUAUUAACGUCUUGCCACUCUCCGCUGCUGGUGGUGCGCCUUGUGCGAUUCCUCCAGUUUUAUGAUGAGAGUGUGGAAACAAUCAUAGAUAUCUUCCUUGAGAAAUUUGCGACGCAUCGUGGUAUUUCAUUAGAAAAUGUUCCUCAACUGGCAAUGGCGCAUCCACCAGGUAUUCCUGCUGAGGAGUGGAUCCCGUUUAUUAUAUUGUAUUCUCUUCGCCUGCGCCUGCCGGAGCGGUUGGAGUUGUUGCUGGGUGUACCUCUUGAUUUGUACUGCGAGAUGGUAGAGUUGGUCGUACUCUUGUGGCUGGAGACACUUCAGGUGGCACUGCUGCUACGUGAUGAUAACGUCUUUCGCCACUGUACGAGACAAGGCCUGCUGCUACUCCGUGAGCCCUUUCUUCACCAAUUCAGCGCCGUCGACUGGGGUUUUGACGACAUGGUUUCAUAUGCCCAUCUGGCGACUCUCAUGGUGUACAGGGCCGUUCCCCUAUUUCUUGGCACGGCACACGAGCUCACUGCGCACUACCGUGGGAUUGUGCUGGAGGUAGGCGGGGAGCUGCAUGUGGUACAUCCUUUUCUGCUCUCGGCGGAGUAG